AUGCCCGACAAGAAGAAAAGCAAAAAGUCCUCCUCCGGCGGCGGCGCCGGCGGAGAUGCCCCGGUUAUCACCGACCCCCGCUUCGCCAACAUCCAGAACGACCCGCGGUACCGCCUCCCCAGCAAACGGCACACGCACGUGAAGCUCGACAAGCGGUUUGCGCACAUGCUGCGCGACAAGGACUUCUCGCGCAACGCGGCGGUGGAUCGGUACGGGCGGAAAUUGGCCCGGGAUGAUACGAAGAAGCAGCUGGAGCGGUUCUAUCGGUUGGAGGAUGACGAAGAUGAUGCCAGUGAAGGGGAAGAGGUGGAGGGCAGUGUGGCGGAUGAUGAGGAGGUGUUGGCGGAGUUGCGGCGGGCGGAGAAGUAUGAUCCCGCUCGCGAUGGGGGGUUCGAGUCUUCGUCUUCGGAGGAGGAGAGUUCGGAUGAUGAGGAUGAUACCGAAGAUGAGGGUGAGGGUGAGGGUGAUGGUGAACAGCUUGGGGGUGAGGAGUUGGAGUUCCCGGAUAAGCAGCAGCGCGAUGUCCCGACUGGGGAGGUCACGGACCGCAUUGCGGUGGUUAAUCUUGAUUGGGACAAUAUCCGCGCCGAGGAUUUGAUGGCUGUGUUUUCGAGCUUCGUGCCUGCUGGUGGUCGCGUGUUGAAGGUCUCGGUCUAUCCGAGGGGGGAUGGUGAUGAUGAUGGCGAAGAUUUUGAGGGGUUCGAUGAUGACGAGGAGGAGGAGUUGGAUUCGGAUGAGGAGGAGGAGAAGAUCAAGAAGUCCAUGCUCAAGGAGGAUAAGGGCGAGGAGUUCAACUCCACCAAGCUCCGCAAGUACCAGCUCGAGCGUCUACGCUACUUCUACGCUAUCUUGACCUUCUCCUCCAAGGAGGUCGCCAAGCAUGUCUACGACCUCGUCGAUGGCGCCGAGUAUCUGUCUAGUGCCAACUUCUUCGACCUCCGCUUCGUGCCGGACGAGACCGACUUCGACGACGACAGACCCCGCGACGAGUGCAAGCGCAUCCCCGACGGUUACCAGCCCAACGAGUUCGUCACCGACGCCCUGCAGCACAGUAAGGUCAAGUUGACCUGGGAUAUGGAGGACAAGUCGCGCAAGGAGGCCCAGGCCCGCGCCUUCCGUGGCAGCCGCAAGGAUAUCGAUGAGAACGAUCUGAAGGCCUAUCUCGCGAGCGACAGCUCGGAUGAUGAGGAGGAGGACGGCGGAGUGGAAGUCAUGGAUGCUACGCAGGGCGAGGGGUCGAGCACAAACAUCUCCAAGAAGGAGGAAGAGAGACAGCGCAUGCGCGCGCUGUUAGGGCUGAGUGCCGAGCCUACUAAAUCCUCCAAGUCCGACGGACCCGUGGGUGAGAUGGAAGUGACUUUCACCUCCGGACUUGCGGGCGAGCCCACCCGCGACAGCAUCUUUGAGAACGAACCUCAGAUUGAGGAGACUACGAUCGAGCGGUACAUUCGCAAGGAACGCGAGAGAAAGAAGCGCAGAAAGGAGAAGCUCAAGGCUACCAAGCAGGGCGGCGAUGGCGACGCGAGUGAUGUGGAGCAGAACGAUGCCAAGCCGACCGCCGAGGAACAGCCCCCGCAGGAAGACCUGGGCUUCGAUGACCCCUUCUUCGAAGACCCUGAUGGAAAGGCUACCGCCGCUGCUCGUCGCAAGGAGGAGAAGCGCAAGAAGCGGGAAGAGCGUGCGGCCGCGGAGGCCGCCGCCGCGGCUAAGCGCGCUGAGCUGGAGCUGCUCAUGGUUGACGACAACAACAACAAGGGUAUCAAGCACUUUGAUAUGACUGAGAUCGAGAAGGCCGAGAAGCAGGCUCGUAAGAAGGGCAAGAAGGGCAAGGGCAAGGCUAAGCAGGUGGAGCCCGUGGUGGAUGACUUCAAGAUGGAGGUCAACGAUCCUCGUUUCUCCCGACUCUUUGAGAGCCACGAGUUCGCCAUCGAUCCUACCAACCCCAAGUUCAAGCCCACUUCCGGUAUGAAGGCGCUGCUGGAGGAGGGUCGCAAGCGUCGCCGCGAUCGGGACGACCACGCGGAGGAGGCGCCCAGCAACCAGGAUCGGACAAAGAAGCAGAAGAAGCAGGCUUCGAAAGACGCGGGGUCGGAUGAUCUGAAGAAGCUGGUGGACAAGGUGAAGCGUAAGACGCAGCGCUGA
This is a messenger RNA of Aspergillus aculeatus ATCC 16872, 2142 nucleotides long. RefSeq names its product pre-rRNA-processing protein ESF1. Gene Ontology annotation, molecular function: RNA binding. The record is from RefSeq and is a predicted model, not a curated record. Gene Ontology annotation, biological process: rRNA processing. Gene Ontology annotation, cellular component: nucleus. NCBI's taxonomy places the organism in Eukaryota, Fungi, Ascomycota, Eurotiomycetes, Eurotiales, Aspergillaceae. The transcript is spliced from 3 exons. Bases 1 to 2142 code for a protein of 713 amino acids.